This is a messenger RNA of Penicillium samsonianum, 357 nucleotides long. RefSeq lists its product as uncharacterized. Bases 1 to 357 code for a protein of 118 amino acids. The record is from RefSeq and is a predicted model, not a curated record. Lineage: Eukaryota; Fungi; Ascomycota; Eurotiomycetes; Eurotiales; Aspergillaceae. The transcript has a single exon.
AUGCCCUCCGAGCUAAAAUGCAGCAAAUCCGUAACCGCCAAUAAUCUGCGCAAGAAAAUCGAAUCCAAUCAUCUAGCGGACCCUACCACAAUUUACUUCGAACUAGGGCGACAGCUGUUGUCUUACGACGUUCGGUUGUGUCCGUCUAACCGUAUCUACUCCAAAGUUGGUACCAUCUUCCUUUUCGAAAUGUUACCAGCGCUCACAGAGGUUCCUAGCAGAGAAUUCUUCGCGAUGCGCCAGAUGCUUUGCAUGUGCAUGCCAAAUCUCGCGCUUGCACAGGUGCUCUUUGUGAGACGUCUCCCGGGCAUGCCUUGGCUCCCCGCGUUCGACUCGAGCGUGAGGAGGACGGAAUGA